CAUUAGCUUGACGUUUAAAUGUCCCAAAAACUGAAAAAAAAACGAAUGACCUUCUCGCACUAUUGCUUUUAAUCGCUGACCAUUGAUGAUUGCCUUACAUAUUCACCUUUAUCAGAUGUUCGACAAAUGCGUCACCCUGUGAGGCUGGAGACCUCAUUUGGCUUUCAAAAUAAUCACAUCAAUUUUCGAGGACCUGAACGGCGGAUUGAGUGGAUUCCCGUCCAACCCGCUUGCCCUCAGCCUACCACGCCCACAUUUAGGUCAUGAAUGAGUCGUCCAGUCCUGAUUGGGACUCGCAACGUCGUUUUCAAAAGGUCAAACAACGUUUGAAAGGCCGAUUUCACGUGAAAACCAAGCGACGGAAAACGGUGUCCGUGAAAUGUUCGGAUUUGCGGGCCAAGAACAACCUGUCGCUGAGUCGCAGCCGCCUGGCCACGGGUUCGCACGGGGCGUGUCCCUCGCCCACCGCCCACCAUUUGGUCCGCCACCUCCGCUCUCAGAAUGUGGCUUUGGCCUCAUCUUUAAACGAGCGUCUCAUGGAGAACACGGAACUCUCCAACAUGGUACACGCCCUCCGCGACGAAAACAUGGCCUUGAACAUGGAGAUUGCGGAACUGCGACACGCCCAGAACGAACCCACCCAGACCGUUGAUCCAGUUUGGCUGGAACAGGAGCAGGUCAAACGGUUGGCCGAGUACAUGGAGCCGGUCAAGGGGCUCAUGAAUCGGGUCUUGGACCAUACCGUGUCCAUGUCCGAGGAAUUGAGUCAAGCCAUGGCCUUGGUGUCCGCCCCCGGUCGCCGAUCGCGCUCCAUGCACGCCCAACGAGCUACCCAGUCUAGUUUUUCGACCAGCCAGGGCCCAUUCAACGCCUCUCGUGUGCCCUCUUUGCCGUCCGAGGCCAUCUCGUCGUCACGCUCAAGCUCCAAUGGCGCCAAUAUCGCGCACGUCUCACCCCGGGUGGCCGGUUAUGCCAUUCAUAAACCCCAAAUCGAGAUCCAAAGGUUGGAUAUGAAUGAGAUCAACCGUCUGCAGGCUGAGCAACGGGAGCAAUCGCGACGAUCGCGAUCCGAGGACGCUUCGGAAGAGGUGGACGAUGAACAUGAAGAAGAACCUUUGGAGCCGGCUCAUCAUACGCCGGACACGCCCCCUUCGGACGAAGGUGAACGGGUGAAUCGUCGGCCUUCCCGCUCGCGAAUUGCCAUCUCCCGCAUGUCAACCAUUGGUGAGGGCUCCGAUGAAGAGGAACAGCCAACUGAUCGGACCACACCCGAGUCCCGGCGGUCAAGUGCAUCUAAUGGCACGCCCAGACGCGUCCCACGUCGACGAUCCGUCUCGAUUGCGCGUCAGCUAAGUAGUUCGUUCCGAACCUCGGGCAGUCCUGUGGUGCUCUUGGAAAAUGUAAGUGAGUUGCUGGAACAAUAUAAUGUGCAGAACUUGCCGGCCAGUGAUGACAGUGGCUCGGAGGACGAGAAUGAAAACGAAGAAUAUUUGAAUGAAACGGACAACAGCGGCGAAGAUGACGAGUUGUGCCAAGACACCAAGAAGAAAAGUCACGGCUCCGAUUCGAGCCGAAAAGAUGAAGUCGUUUUGCUCAUGCCCACUUGUCGAUUAGUUUUGGAGCGUGUGAAGCUGAGCGAGCGACGCCGAUCCUCUAAAUCGUCAGAGAAUGCAUCUAGACUGAGUGCCUGUAGCUCAGGGUCAAUCAAGAAAAGAAGCUCGGACGUAGCGCCUAAUAUAUUGAGCGGGAUAACCACACAAAGAGGCAAGAAAGCCUCCUCCGAAAGCUGGAGAAACUCAACCCGAACUUGUGAGGCGGAUUCCUCUUCAAAUAUGAUUGACGUUCCGGCCGACGCCGAAAGCACCCGACUCGAUCCCAGAUCACCCGUAGUUUCUACUGUGCGCAACAGUCUUCAGUCUGAACAAUCGGAAACGCCACUGACUAGUGAAUCUUUGGAGGAGUUCACCGCGAGGAUGUGUAACAUGGACCCGAUGGAAGGGCCCUCUUGGCUCUUCACGGACGACGAUGAGGUCACACCAGGUCGUCGGUCUCGGGAAGUGGUGGCCAGAAAGAAGCGGUCGUCAGUCUCCCUUCGGGCUCAAAUCGGAGAUUGCUCCAAAAAACUAGAUUUAGAUCACGACGAAGAAAACGCCGAAGUCGAUAACACGCCCGUUUCUAAGAAACCCGAGCAAAACGGAGCAACGUCUGUGCAGCCAUCCAAAAGUAGGAAGAGAACCGUCCAUUGGAAACCAUCUCUCGACGGUGCAACCUUGGAGCAUGAUGCAUCCAAUCAAGAAUUACAGGAUCAAUUCAUAGCUCCUAGCCCCCCUGUAGCGCAUAAGUCACCCGAAAGUGUGCCCAAGCGGAAAUCCAUUCGGCAAUCACGCGUCAAGAAACCAAAGCCUAACCAUGAUGAACAGCCUAUCACUAUCUCGGAUCCAUCAAUUCCAGCAAAUACAAAUAAAACCUCUCCCAAGGCCAAAAUCCCAACCCGAAGUCCAUCGCGAGCCUCUUCGUCGUCUUCUCAUUCAAUUCCGUCCACGCCCAAUGCGCCCUCUGAAAAUGGAUCAAUCUACUCCACGCCUUGUGCCGCUGGGGAUGAAGAGACCGGGGAAGUGUCUCGACCUCGCCGAAGGGCGGCCACGGCAGCUUCGAAUUCACUGAAAGAGCCGAGUUUGAACAAGAAAAUGCGUCAGGGCGAUCCACACAGCGAGAGUGUGUAUUCCAAUUUCGUGCCCAAAGUGAAAGAGAAAGUGGCCAAAACCAAGAGUAAGAAGUGAUUAAAUUGCUAUGAUGAUGAAGACCAUGGGGUCCCUGAAAUUUGAAUAUUGUUGGCGCAUUUAUGUGGAUUUAUUCAUAAUAAGCGAACGAUAUAAGUGAA
This is a messenger RNA of Tigriopus californicus, 2881 nucleotides long. Its product is annotated as micronuclear linker histone polyprotein-like. Bases 264 to 2780 code for a protein of 838 amino acids. The record is from RefSeq and is a predicted model, not a curated record. The transcript is spliced from 2 exons. Lineage: Eukaryota; Metazoa; Arthropoda; Copepoda; Harpacticoida; Harpacticidae.